CUCAACCGCACCUGAGAAAGUAUACUAAGUAUACUAAUAUCAACUCGCGUGCCUCACACGCGUUCAGUCUCGUGUUCCUUUUGCCUAGACAAGCUACGACCCGCACAACAGGAGCCUGAUAUUUCUAUCGUACAACCGUCUUGUUCAGGCCUCUGGUUUCGUCCAAUCCACAAAGUCAGCUCAUCGGCACGCCUCUGGAAGGAACCAAUGACUUUUCGACCUCUGUUGAAGGCGUCCACUGCUUCGUUACACUAAGCCUUGUUGGGCCAUUGGUCGGAAGCUCGCGUGGACUUCACAUCCUUCCUCGACGAUCUUUACACGGCUACGCUACUCAAUCCGGGUUUUUGUGUAGCAUUGGGCAAGAGUUGGAGGAUACAUUAGGGACUGAGUUACCCUGGGAUACGUACUACGCCGUCUGUCGCUUGUUCUGGUCAUCGUCGCAGGCAAAAUGUUUUCAAGAAGAUUCUACCUUUCACUUUUUGGCGCAGUAGCUUGGUCUACUACCGCUGCUGAUACGAUCCUGAAUAUUCUCGACGCAGUUUCCUCAUCUGCGGCUCAAUCCUCGUUGGUCGGACUAGCUGUUACCGCGAGCGCUUUCGACCUCGGCGCAGUUGGCGCAGUGACGGUAUUUUCAGCUCAGUAUGCUUGGACAAGAGAUGGGAUCAUCAAGGACUCACCACAAGCCGCAAGGAUUCUUGCCAUAUCUUGUGUAUUGAUCUCUGCUGGCGCUUUGGUCAUAUCGAUGGCGUCGAUGAUAACUAUUCGGUUACAUCUGCAAGAGUUGGAACACGGAAAGCAUAGCGUCAUUUCUAAUUGGAGUAAUAGCUCAUCAGGUCAAAUCGCCGUAUGGCUACUCGCCUGUCUCAGCCAGAUCGCACUCUAUACUUCACCAUUGUGGUGUAGGUCGAAACAACACACGCAGUCAGUGGACGUAUCAGGGCCUCGCGACUCUGUAAUGUCUGAGAUGCGUUAUUCGACAGCGACCCCGAAUCUCUAUAUGCUGGAAGCCACCCAGCCAUCUUCUCCACUCGGCGCUCUUCCAUCGCCCACCUGGUCCAACCGGUCAUCGUCCCAGUCGUUGAGGUCCUGGAGAGAUUCUCUGCAACAUGUCGUACGGCCUAUUUCAUCGCGGAGCAAACUUGUCAGCAGGCCUUCUUUCAACCGCGAGGCCCUGAGCGUUCACUCUGACGGCUUGUCUGUGAAGAGUGCAACUCAAGUUGACGCGUUCGACUCGUGGGAGGUUGACGCGCAAAGCAAGGGUGCUGUAGCACAGCUUGCCUUGCCCUCCGUAUUGAUGCCAUCUCGCGGCACAGCUCUAGAACCGAUUCCCGGAAGCCGACCAGCAAGUCCUGCUCGGGCACUAGAUGGUCCGUUCGUUCUGGAAGAUGACGAAGAACUACCUCCUCCACCCAAGCUAGCACUCGACACAUCGCGUCCACCAAGUCCUGCUGGCAGCGAAGCUCACAUCCACCCUCUUUUCAGAAGCGAAAGCCCGACUCCGGCUCCUGCUACAACACCCGGCACAAGCAUAAUCGCAAGCCCACUCGCCAACCAAGUCAUUACUUGCCCGGCGCGUCCAUACAGCCGGAUGCGCUCAAACAGUAGCCGCUCCAACCCAACCAGUCGCGCUGCAAGCCCUGCCCUUGUUCAUCAACGCAGCUUCAUCAACGAGCGCACAAACAGCAAUCUCUCGCAGCGCUCGAGUUCACGAAGUCCUUCGCCUCCCAGCAGACGAAUGACUCCUCCUAUUCCAGAUUUUGUCCUCAACUCUUCACCUAGAAGUAGUGUGAGCGGCAGCCAGCGAAAGGUCAACCUCAACAUCGACACAAGUCGAUGAAGACACCGCAUCCCUUCGGCGUUGUACGCCACCACACUGAAAGCUAUGCCCGGUCUGGCCACCUUACAUAGCACGAUGUCUACCGCAUCUCAUGCGUCAUGAUACGACCUCUUUCCUACUGUCACAGCGAGUCUCGCCGCGCUUACGUUUGAAGCCUGCACUCUGAUUUCCUUCUCGUUCUCUCUUGCCUACGGGCAUUGUUGCUUUAGCGCUGGGGGCUGGCGUUGCGUGAAAAUAGUGGGUGGGCCUCGGCUUUGGACCUGCGUAUUGAUACCACAGCAGCCUUAAUUUCUUGUCAUAACUUAUAUUGUAAAGCAUGGAUUUCCUAGGGGAAAGGAUUGGUGUAGACAGAGGAACGAGGGACGCAAGUCCAUUGCGCAGGCAGCAUUUCAAUACGAUGAGUUGCAAAAAGCAUGGUCGAGAUU
Messenger RNA from Paraphaeosphaeria sporulosa, 2262 nucleotides. RefSeq lists its product as uncharacterized. NCBI's taxonomy places the organism in Eukaryota, Fungi, Ascomycota, Dothideomycetes, Pleosporales, Didymosphaeriaceae. The transcript has a single exon. The record is from RefSeq and is a predicted model, not a curated record. Bases 449 to 1837 code for a protein of 462 amino acids.